Messenger RNA from Colletotrichum destructivum, 2059 nucleotides. Its product is annotated as Putative six-bladed beta-propeller, TolB. Lineage: Eukaryota; Fungi; Ascomycota; Sordariomycetes; Glomerellales; Glomerellaceae. The transcript has 4 exons. The record is from RefSeq and is a predicted model, not a curated record. The coding region runs from base 596 to 1801 and encodes 401 amino acids.
UCACGUAGGUUUCCACAAACAUGCGAAGAAACAGGAUGUCCCAAUGCCGGUGACAGCCCCGCGCUUGCUCGCUUCGCAUGAUACCGACGAUGGGCAAAUUUAGCAGCACCCGACGCUUCGCGGAGUUUCCGGCAUGGACUUCGGGGCCAUGCUGACCCGACGGGGACGGAGCAAACGGCGACGUGGAGCACUGGAUCGGACCACUGAGGUUUAGCGGGAAAGAGACCUGAAAUCAGCUAGAUUCACACGGGACUUGGGCCUGGACAACACACAUAAUUCCGCGCAUUGUAGUUUCUUAUGGUAAUCAUCUGGUGUUUCUCGGCUCUUGUCAUUUUCAAGACACUUUCGUUAAACCAGCCUUUUCACAACUUGACAGGUCAUCCUUGCUCAUUGUAGAGCUUAUCUUGACGAGCCCAGGUGAGCUCUUUGGGUGUGGAUCUCCCAUCUCCCCCGAAGGAUCUGGUUCCAUGUCCCAUUUCGCCUAAAAUGGCCUCUUACCGGUUUAUCCCCAUCGCUUUCUUAUAUAUAAGCUGGGCCGAACCUUCGUCAACGUCAGCCUCACCUGCUUCUAUUGAAGCUCAAUCACAAUCACACAAUGGGCUUCAUACUGCAGACUAGUGUCAUCUUCAGCGUCAUUCUUGGCGUGGCCCUGCAGCUCGUACUCAAGGACCCCGUCUGGAUGGCCUUCGGCAUUGGGAAGACCUUCCAGCCUCUGUCUGACUUCCCCUACUCGUGUCGCCGCAUCAAGGACCCCAGGCUGCAGGCAUGCGAAGACAUGUGGCUAUCCGAGGCCACGCGCCAGCUGUUUCUGGCCUGUUCUGACCCUCUGUCUCGCCAGCAAUGGAUGCCCAACGCCCACCACCUUAACGCUUCGGGCCGCUCCACCAGGGAUGCUGUCGUUGCCAUGGAUAUUGACAGUCCCAAGGGCGACGGGUUCGAGUACCGCACUCUCUCCACCCCCGGAUUUUCUGGCACAGCCGGCGAUGGCCUGCUCCAGCUUGUCGGGUUGACAGGAAUCGAUUCCCCGGAAGGUAACAAGAUCGAGCUUCUUUUGGUUAACAACCGCCCAACUGUUGACCCCGCCACCGGCGAACUACUCGACCAAACGGUUGUGGGUGCCAAUUCCACCAUCGAGGUCUUCGAGACCGGUUCUCAAGCUGUUGGAAUGAAGCACGUCCGAACCUUUGCUGGUGCCAAUGUCUCAACCCCGAACAACAUUGCGGCACUGUCUAGCGAUGCCUUUUACUUUACCAAUGAUCGUGGCGUCAACAAAGUUGGCUUGAAAUCCAUUGUUGGCACUUUGUUAGGCCAAGGUGACGUAUCAUUCUGUUCCGUCUCAAAGGGAUGCAAACGCGUCUCGGAGCGCCAUCGGUUCCCCAAUGGCCUCGUCCGCGGCCUCGAUGGCCUCAUCUAUGUCCCGAGCGCCUUGGAAGGCGGCGUCCAGGUAUAUAAAGUCGUGUCCGAAGACGGCGGGCUCCAGAAAGUGGCCCACAUCCCCGUGCCGUACUCCAUUGACAACCUGUCGGUGGACGACAAGGGUGACAUCUACGCCGCCGUGUUCCCGCGGGGCAUCGAGAUCCUGCAGGCGUCUAACGACCCGCUCAACGCGAGGCCGAAGAGCGCCGCCGUGCGCAUUCACAAGGAUGGCGAGGGUGUAUACGUGUGGGAGAAGGUCAUCGAGGACGGAGCGGGCGAGGUGUUGCCGGGGUCUACCGUGGUUGUCCACGAUGCGAAGACGGGAAGAUUGUUUUUCGGGGGCGUGACAUCGCCGUUCAUCUCGGUCUGCGAGCCGACAAAAUGAGGCUGAGUUGCGUGAUUUCGAUCAUCACAUGAGUUUUGAUAAGGAGAAAUGACUCGAAGGAUCAGUUAUCGACCGGAAGGUCAGUUCGCGCAACCAUAUGGCAAAGGGGGCAUACCAUGCACCACAGCCAAUUCUCCACUUGGCGGCUGGCGUCAAGUUGACAGUACAUUAGUACAGAUCCGAGAGGUGUAGGAAGGCGUAGAUGGUAAGCACGACUUAGUUACAUAGGUAGCAUAUGUUAUGGGGAAUGAUAGGUUC